UGAAUGGAUGAAUGUUAGCUGAAUUAAAGUUAGUGGAACUAAAUUUUGUCUAAGUGAAUUGGUCUACUAAUGGUAUUAAAAGUUACGAGAAGAUGCUCGUAAAUGCAACCUGAUGCUACUAAAGUGUAACUAAUAAAGUGGCGAGUGGGUGGAUGUAAUUUUAAAUCUCUCUGUUGUGAUUAUUAAUGUGUAACUAAUAUGUAAUUGUAACUAAUAUGCUGGAAGGCCUGACUGAGCUGCUACAGGGUGUCCUAUCCAAGGUGAAACAAGAAUUUAGCUACGACGCCAACAGAACGUCUACAAAUGAUCCACCUUGUCAUUUAAAUAUGUUUGGCAUGUGCACACUGCGAGAACUGAUUAUCUUGGCUUUGCUGGCCAACAUCAUGCUGAUGCUGUACUGCUUCUCACAUCUGGCCAAAGUUGAUUUAAGGGUCCUCGGUGAACGCGCAUGCGCUCUGGGCAUGUCAAAACUACACAAGGGAAAUGUGACAAAACCCUCUCGAAGCACACGCGCCGACCAAACAGAGUGCUCCCCUGUAACAAACAUCAUGUUUAUGAAGACUCAUAAAACUGCCGGCAGCACAAUUCAAAACAUCCUCUUUCGAUUUGGUGAGAAACACAAACUCAAGUUUGCCUUCCCCGACGGACGCAACGACUUCUUCUACCCAUCACCUUUCUUGCUCUCCCAGGUAAAAGACUAUAAACCUGGAGAUUGCUUCAACAUUGUUUGUAACCACAUGCGCUUUGAUCCCAAAGAGGUCACCAAGCUCCUGCCUCCAGAUGCUGUCUACGUAACCAUCUUACGUGACCCCGGUGACCUGUUUGAGUCAUCCUUCCAUUAUUAUCACAAUGCGGUUCCCCUCACAUGGAAAAUGACCAGCGAUGAUAAGCUAGCAGAAUUUCUGAACCAUCCUCAGACCUACUACAACCCAGAGGCCUUCAACUCCUUCUACCUUAGGAACCUGCUCUUCUUCGAUUUGGGUUUUGACAACAACCUCGAGGCGGACGAUCCUCACGUAAUGAGAAUAAUCCGUAACUUAUCGACAUGCUUCCAUCUCAUCCUCAUUGCGGAAUAUUUUGAGGAGUCUCUCAUCCUGCUGAAGGAUCUGCUGUGUUGGACGAUGGAGGACGUGUUGUUUUUUAAACUCAACGCUCGCAGGAGCUCGUCUGUGACUCGACUGAGCCCAGAGCUGAGGGCUAAAGCCUUGGAGUGGAACAGGGCCGACUGGAAGCUCUACCAGCAUUUUAAUGCAACUUUCUGGGCCCGAGUGGAGGCGUACGGGAAGGACAAAAUGCAACAGGACGUGGGUGAACUGAGGAGAAGGAACGCCGAGAUGAGAGCCAUCUGCAUCGAGGGUGGAGAUGCAGUUGAGGUGGGAAUGAUUCGGGACAGGCAGUUUCUUCCCUGGCAGCCAGUGGGAGAGUCAUCCAUCCUCGGUUACAACAUAAAGGAGGAUGUUGAUCCCAAAUUCAGGACACUUUGUCAGAAAAUGCUCAUGCCUGAAAUACAGUACUUAUCAGAGCUAGGAGUUAGCCUGUGGCUAACGAGAUUGUGGGGCUGGCUAAAAGAUGCCAUUUACUGAGUGUAGAAUUUAAAACUGUGAUUAAACACGUUUAAAAAUCUUGCAGUAUUACAUUUUGUUCAUGAAUGAACAUUGUGUGAAUGAAUGCUGCUCACAGAUUAAAUGUUUUCUUCAUGCAUUAAAAUGAACCUUUGUCAAGUAGAAAUGUGGUGAACGCAUACAUUUUCUAACAUUAGGGUGACCAAAUGUCCUGUUA
This is a messenger RNA of Thalassophryne amazonica, 1779 nucleotides long. It is a transcript of the gene gal3st1b, whose product is annotated as galactose-3-O-sulfotransferase 1b. The record is from RefSeq and is a predicted model, not a curated record. Gene Ontology annotation, cellular component: membrane. Gene Ontology annotation, biological process: galactosylceramide biosynthetic process; myelination. Gene Ontology annotation, molecular function: galactosylceramide sulfotransferase activity. Bases 216 to 1583 code for a protein of 455 amino acids. The transcript has 3 exons. NCBI's taxonomy places the organism in Eukaryota, Metazoa, Chordata, Actinopteri, Batrachoidiformes, Batrachoididae.